GGAGACAAGCGGCUCUGCGGUACCCGGAGAGCAGAGCGGAGGUGGAGGUGGAGGUGCAGCGGGAGGAGGAGGGGGCUUCACGGGGAAACAUAAACAGCCGAGGAGCCUCUGAGCCACACGAACAUGGCGGCUCCGGCCCUGGACGCUGCUGCUGCCGCCGCUGCCACCGCCGCUCCGUCCCGCUGACCGCCACCUCCUCACCGACCACAUCCCGCACAGCAUGGCCGCUCAACUCCCUGAGCAGACUGAAUGAUGUCCCAAGAUAACUCUUUGUGGAUGUUGUUGUGAAGUUUCGCAUAUGAGGUGCUGAUAUUUGCUGAAGAUGAGUAGUGGGGGGGCAGACACCCCGGAGCCUCCCAGAGGGGGCGAGUCUCUGAAGAGGAAGGACUGUCAGUCAGACCUCCUGGGACCCAGCCUGAAGAGGAGCACUGAGAGGAGAAACCGGGAGCAGGAGAACAAAUACAUCGAGGAGCUGGCAGAGCUGAUCUUUGCCAACAUCAACGACAUGGACGACCUCAACGUCAAGCCAGACAAAUGUGCCAUCCUCAAAGAGACGGUGAAGCAGAUCAGGCAGAUCAAGGAGCAGGAAAAGGCUCCGGUGGCUGAUGCUGAGGAGGUGCAGAAGGCUGACGUCUCGUCCACAGGGCAGGGCGUCAUCGAUAAAGACGCUCUCGGGCCCAUGAUGCUGGAGGCCCUGGACGGCUUCUUCUUUGUCGUCAACAUGGAGGGCAACAUCGUGUUUGUGUCGGAGAACGUCAGCCAGUAUUUGCGCUACCAGCAAGAGGAGCUUAUGAACACCAGCGUCUACAGCGUGCUGCACGUCGGCGAUCACGCCGAGUUCAUCAAGAACCUGCUGCCCAAAAGCCUGGGUGAGAAGCACAGAAAGUUGACUGGAAAGCUGGAGAGUGGGCUGAAGGAGGAGCCAGUGCAAACGGAUGACUGCCAGAUUGGAGUGAAUCAUCGCAGCAGCGAUUCAUCCAACAGGAACAGCCACACGUUCAACUGUCGUAUGUUGGUCAACCCUCAUGUCGAUGGUGAAGCCCGGCUGGCCUCUGACCAGCAGGAUACAGCACAACAGAAGUACGAGACCAUGCAAUGUUUUGCUGUCUCUGAACCCAAGUCUAUCAAGGAAGAGGGGGAAGAUUUUCAGUCCUGUCUCAUCUGUGUGGCAAGAAGAGUCCCUGUUAAAGAGAGGCCCGUCAUGCCUUCAUUGGAGAGCUUCACCACACGACAAGACCUUCAGGGUAAGAUCACAUCACUGGAUACUAGUCAGCUGCGGGCGUCUAUGAAGCCAGGCUGGGAGGACCUGGUUCGACGCUGCAUCCAGAAAUUUCACCUGCAGAGCGACGGGGAAAUGUCGUUCGCCAAGAAACACCAGCAAGAUGUACUGAGGAACGGCCAUGCGCUCAGCCCUCUUUACCGAUUCUCCCUGGCAGACGGCACCAUCGUCUCAGCUCACACUAAGAGCAAGCUGGUCCGAUCACCAGCCACCAAUGAACCGCAGCUCUACAUGUCCAUGCACAUUCUCCAGAGGGAAAACUUAGGGGGCAUGACUGCAGAGAUACCUGGCAGCCAGGGCAUGGCUAAACCAAUGACCCCAACCAGCAUGAGCGGACCCUCCCCUUCCCCCGAUGCCAGUGUCACCAGCAACACCCUCCACUCCACAACAGCCUCCAGCACCCCUGGACGUGGUUUUGGGGCUGCGUGUGGACGGGCGCCCACGCCUCAGGGAAGCUGCCAUGCACUCAAACUGGGCAGCCCUUCAGCCCAGGGAAGCCCCAGCGUCACCUCAGGGGCCCAGGGUGCCAUGUUGUCUCCUCGCCACCGUCAGAGCCCCAGCAUGGCAGCUGGCAGCAGCGGCUGUUGUAGCCCCCACCUUCCCCAGCAUCCCCCUGGGCCUUUCUCUCCAGCAGCCAGCCUCCACUCGCCAGCAUCUGUAUGCAGCAGCACAGGAAACGGCCUUGGGUUCAACUCCCUCAGUGCUCUGCAGGCUCUCAGCCAGGGCCACAGGAUUUCCCAGGGACUCACCGAGGGACAGCAUCCAGAGUCGCCUGACAGAAAACCAGUAGCUCUUCAGAGCCCCCGUCAGAACACCAACACUGGUAGCCAACUUGCUAAGAACAAUCCCAGCUUAGAUGCUGAUUUAUUUGGAGCUUUUGAGGAGCAGCAAGACUUGUUGUCGUCCCAGAACCAGGAGGAUGAGCAGGGGGACGACAAAGAUGGUGACCAUGACAGCUUUGGAGGUAAUGGAAGCCUGGGUGACCUUGGCGAUGCCUCGAACCGCCUUCUGAACACCAAAGGUCACACUAAGCUGCUCCAGCUCCUCACUACCAAGCUAGAACCAUCCGAUCCCUGCUCACCGCCGGGGCCUCUGGGGGACGACCAGAACUGUAAGGACCAGCUGGGUGGGGUCGGUGGUGUUGGUGGGGCAGGACAUAACAACCACUCCACCUCACUAAAAGAGAAACACAAAAUUCUCCACAGGUUGCUGCAGAACAGCACCUCACCUGUGGAGUUGGCCAAGUUAACGGCUGAGGCCACCGGAAAAGACCCCAUCGGUCCAGAGUCGGCCUCGGGGGACAGCAUGGCCGCUCUGGGUGAACUCUGCUCUAAACAGGAGCCAGGGAGCCCGAAAAAGAAGGACAAUGCUUUACUUCGCUAUCUUCUGGACCGGGAUGAUAAUGGCAUCCUGGAUAAAGCCAUCAAGAUGGAACCUAGUGAUGGACUGAAGCUGUCCAACGUGAAGACAGAAAAACAGGAAGCUGGCUUUAAUAUGGCUGAUCAGACCAGUGAGCUGGAGGAGCUGCUGGAGGACCUGCAAAGUGGUGCUCAGCAGCAGCAGCUGUUCCCCAGUCAGCCACCAGCCAGAGGUGUGGCCUCCUCUUCAUCCUCCUCUUCCUCUGUGGCCCCUGGCUCGUCUGUGGACAAACAGACCAUCAUCAGUGACAUCCUGCAGAUGACGGACAGCAGCAGCAGCAGCUCCCCCAACCAGCACAGAACCUUCCCUCCCAUCAGCCCUGCAGCUGGCUUUAAUGGUUCCCGGCCAGGCCAAUCAACUCAAGGUGCUCCUCCAAUCAGGAGCAUGUCUCUGGACAACGGUAUGGGCCCCAACCCCAACACAGCCAGGCCUUUCCCGCCUCAGCACAGAAACAACAGCCCAUACUCCUUACUGCAGCAGCAAAGCAUGAUGGGAACCCAUGCCAGCAUGGCCAACCAGGCUGCGAUGUCCACCACAGGCAUGCGGUCCUCCAUGCAGCAAGGCUGGGGUCCCCAGGGGCCCAUGGGGGGCACAGCGGGGCCGAUGAUGGCCCAGGGAGUCGGACCUGGUCGCAUGGUCCCAAGCAUGAACGCUGCGCUGCCAACAAGAAGUCCAUCUGGAUCCAGAGCCAUGGUCAACAUGCAGAUGAUGGGCAAUGUUCCGCCCAAUCAGACUGCUCCGUGGCCAGACCGCAUGAUGAUGGAUCAUUAUGGAAACCAAAGCAGGCCACCGUACGGCGUCCCCCAGGAGGAUGGGAUGGGCUGUUGUACAGGACCAGAGGGCCAGCCAGAUGAAGGGGCUCUGCUGAACCAGUUGUGCUCAGUGUUGAAGGACUAUGAAGGUCUGGAAGAAAUUGACAAGAUGUUGGGAAUCCCUACGCUGGCAGGACAGGGUCCUCUGUCAGACCAGGACCAGUUCUUGGGCUCCUCGGACCCGGCGGCCGGCAUGAAGCCUCCCCUCUACGGUCAACACUACGGCGGCCAGCCGGGUUACGGCGGCAUGCCUCCGGAUGGCGGCUACCACGGUCCCACCAUGGGCGCUCAUAUGGGGCCUCAGAGAAUGGCUCCUGCCGGCUACCCUCCAAUGAUGAGGAUGGCUGGUGGCGCCGGGCCCAGACCAGCUAGCAUGAGGCCGGGGGGACCCAGUCCGAUUGUCCCCUCGCAGCCCAACAACCUGAGGCUCCAGCUGCAGCACAGACUCCAGAACCAGCUGAACCGUCAGCCAGUGGUGAACCAGAUAGGCGGAGUGUCCAAUAUGAAUCUACCUCUAAGGUCUAAUGUACCAAACCAGGGAACCUUCAACGCCCAGAUGCUGGCGCAGCGUCAGCGCGAGUACCUCAGCAACCACCUCCGUCAGCGCCAGCAGCAGCAACACGUGCAUCAGCAGCGCGCCAUGAUGAUGCGCACUCAGGGCAUCAACAUGCCGCCCAACAUGCCCAGCGGGGGUGCCGCUCCCACGCCGAUGCCCAUGGGCGGCACCAACCCACGGCUCCCACAGGGCAACCCACAGCAGUUCCCUUACCCGGCCACCAACUACGGUACAGGCCUGCCCUCUCCUCCACCUCCUCCUCCUCAUCCCGGCUCCUCCAGUCCCUUCUCCUCCCCUCUCUCCCCCAGCCAUCAUCUGGCUAGCCAGGGCAUGAUGGGAAGUGUAGGCGGGCAGUACGGCGGCGUAAUGAGUCCGCCGUCACAGCACAGUGCCUUCCAGUUCAGCAGUUCAGGAAUGAGCCAGCAGCAGCAACACCAGGAUCCGGUUUCAUGUUUCCCGUGUGGGGCCGCCACCCCGCAGAGCCCCCUGCUGUCCCCCAGGAUGGGGCAAGGUCAGAGCCCCAUGCUGCAGCAGAACCAGGCCCAACCCCAGGGUCCGAACCAGGGAGGACCCCCCGGCUACCAGCCCGCUGCCGACCUCAAUGGAUGGCCUCAGUCUGCCAACAUUUCCACCAGCAACAGUGUGUACCCCCAGCAGUCCCAGUCUCAAUACUCCACGCAGCCCAGCGGAGGAAUGUACGGCAGCAGCAACAGCAUGAACCUGGGAGUCGCCUUGGCUAGCAACGGAGGCAACAUGAACCCCAUGUCAGGACAGAUGAGCUCCAUGAAUACAGAGCAGGUGACCGACAGCGGCCUGAUCCUGGAGCAGCUCACAGGAAUUGACAUGUUGACACAAGAUGGAGAAGCAGGUUCUAACUUCUGCUGACCCCUGCUGUGGCUGAGACAAGGUAAUGCAGGAACUCGUUCAAAAACACUGACACCUGAAGUAUGAAGGAGUUGACGGAAACACUGCCCCUCUAUCACACCAGCCAACUCAGAGGCACUACAGACAGCCGGAGGACAUCGGAGACACGUCAAAGCUUCAGAGCUGCAUUCAGAGCAGCUUCACACUUUAUGCAAACAGUCAGAAAUUACAGGGAAACUGCCGUCUGAACCAUCCUGACAGCAAACGCACAAUGGGAGGAUAAUCACACACACAAAAGAGAAAUACUGUGCCACUGCUGAUUCAGGGACACAUUUUAGUUUUUCACUGUAGCCCAUGCUUUUUCUCUGUGUUAAUUACUCAAUAUGUGUUAUAUUUAUCUGUUUAUCCUACAUGGGAUUAGAACAGCAAUCAAGUUAAGGCUGCUCAAACAAAUUGAUUCAUAUUCAGUGAGUAAAAGAGUGCUAAAAUGUGUUCUGUGUAGCAUUUGAAACAUAGAUAUCACAUUAACCUAGUAAAGCCUGGUUUCCCCUGAAAGUAAAAUCACUUUCAGAAUGUAUUUUAAGAUAAAUUCAGCCUAAUUUAUCUGAAAAUGUUCGGAUAUACCCAAAAAUUAAGAAUUAAAUUGUGUGUUUAAACAGUCACUCCUUUCAAAAUAUUAGUUUCUAAUCAUCAGUAGCAUUAACAAGGUAUAAAUCUGAGACAUUAGUAUAAUUAACCAUUGAGUAGAAGUAAAAAAUAAAGGUCUUUGUAUCUCUAUGUGGAGCUUUUGUCUCCCCCUUCUGGCUGUGAGAGUAAUUACAGCAUCUUUGCAGUUUUUCAGCUCUGGUCAACCAAUCAUAGUUGGUUGAUGUAAAACUGCAAUGUAGCCACAGAAAUCACAUUUAAAAAUACUAAAAUACUGAGUUUUACUUUUUAUUGUCACUGUAUGGUCCCAUUCAGCAACAACAUGAACAUGACAGAUGUUUAUUUACAUGUAAAUAUUACAAUAAUUUCAAGAAAACACACACUUUUUUAAAGUUACGUUGCUGACAUGUAUUUGUAAAAUCAGAGAUUGUAAAAGAGGAAGCAUAAAUCAAGUCAGGCAGCUCCUCUUUUUUCAAAAUGCUACAUACAGCACCUUUUUAGUAGUUUUCUGUCACUUGAAAGUCGCUGCAGUAAAACCUGCAACGUCUUUGUCAGUCCCAGGUUGUUUUCCAUGAACUCACACAGUGUUUGCUGGUCGAAUGUCUCCGGUCACAUGAAUGUAUCAUGAAGUUUGAAACCUCAAGCUAAGAUCCUCUGAACCCUCUGAGGCUGUGUAUUUACGAUAGAGAAACUUUAUUUUGUGAAACUGAACUAAACAGUUUGACAGGAGAACGGUUGACAAGCAUAAAUGAAACUUCUGGAUUUUAUCUUUUACGGUUCCGCUCUGGAGCCCGACUGAAGAUGACAAUGAGAAAGUUUAUGGAGAAAAUAUUUACAGUUUAUUUAUAGUUUUGAAAAAGUUUUAGAGAUUAUUUGAAUGACACAUUUUAAAAAAAUCAAUGAUAUAUAUCUUUAAGGAAAUCUCUGAAAAUGAUACAUGUUGAUGUCGAUUUUAAAAUUAAUAUAUUUCAACUGCUGUAGUUACGGGGGCCCUGCGCCCCUCUUUAAUGACUUUUGAAUGAAGGUGAAUGUGUAUAGAUAGUGUACAUAGAGUUUUAAUGUCCUUUUCCCCUAAGUGGUAUUGUAAAGCAGUAGCUUGGAGUUUAGUUCCAUAAACAUUUGUCAAGGAGCAGAAAUAUAUCAUUGGUUAAACUUAGCAGUGGUUGGUCAGCUAAUUAUUCAGUUAAUUGGUUCAAAUGAAAGGCUUAAAAUGUAAACUAAAAGUUUAACUGUCCUAAACUAAUUUGUGCAAUGUUCUAGCUAGUCAGGAGGCCAGCUAACUGACUUUCUUAGCUGCAAAUCAAGAAAUUUUUGUCAUUUUCCUCCACGUAUUGUAAAUCGAAAGUUCAGCUGAGGUAACUAGCUAGCCUAGCUAACUUAGCAUCAGUUUUCUGGUGAAACAGAAAUAAUGAUUAGGCUGUUUUCCACUGCAGGAACCACCUGAAGCGGUAAAAUAACCUAAAUACCUAAUUUAGUUUAGGUACUUUUGACCAACCCUGGCAGACUCGAUAAUAACUCAUUAAAGACCUCAGUUAAGUAGCAGUUUCCUCGAUAAUGUCACCAUCAACAUGCUCAAAGAACUAGAGUUACGUCCAACAAACAAUAUUAGUUUUAGUUUUAGUUUUUUUUCUGAGCGGACCACAAAACAGAGCUUCACAGUGAAUGUCCUGCAGUGGAAAUGCUGCGUGUUCUAAUCCUUUUAUUAACCUUUAGCACUUUAUAGCCUUCCUGAUGUCCUCCCUUAGCCAGGAAUAAAAUAUCUAUAGCCAUGAAAUUUGGUACAAACAAAAUGAAUGACUUAGUUUUGGAUGUCCUGUUUGGUGCUUACUAGCGAAGGUUAGCCUGUUAAUAUGCUAAGCUAGGUGAGCCAGUUUUUAUUUCAUUUCAAUAAGUCAACUUGGAGUGCUUUACAUGAAACAUUAAAAGCAUCAAGACAAACCGUAUAAAGAUAUUUCAACACAAUUAAGAAUUAAACAGAAUUUAAAAAGUAGAAAUUACAGUGCAAUUUAAGAAAUUCAGAGGCUAACAGGUUCGCUUUAAAGAAAGACCGAAGCAAACCGAAAAGUCUUGAGCUUUGACUUGAAAACAUUAGCACUGUUCGCACGUCUGUUUUGCUUAUUAGCAAAUGUUAGCAUGACAGCACCCUACACUUGACUAUCAGCAUGUUAGCAUUAGCGUGAGCAGCGUCUUCGGUUUUGUUCGACUGACUUUCAGGCCAAAUUUGUCAGGAACUUUUUUUCCCGCUGAGAUUCAGCCAAAUGAGAUUAUUUCUGCCUCCAAAGCAGCUUUGCCUCUGAAAACAAAAACUUUUGCUGAACUAAUAAAACUCCAACGCUACUGCCGCUUCCAGGUUGCGAUGUGCCGGCCUGCGGGACUUUGUUGUGUUGGUCUUUGAUGGUGAUUGAGUGGAAAUUUCUCCAGUAAACAUACUAGUCAUGCUAAAUGAAAGGAGGCGACUCUUUACGAUCCAGACUUCUAUGGAUUUUCACACUGGAGCAUUCAGGAAUAGUUUCGCAUGAAUCGGUCUGAAAGGUGCUGUUCUGUAGGUGAUUUCUUGUAGCUUGUAAUUGUGAACAAAACUGAGUGUAUGCCUUGAAUAUCCAUUCAUUUUAAAUCUGUUAAGCACACACCGUAAAGACGAAGAAGAAAACAAAACGUUUCCUUCGUAUCUUUGUAGCUUUGACUGCAGUAAAUCGUCCUCUGGUUCGCUAGCUUGUUGUUAAAUCCCAAAGAUGUUAAACUCUAAGAUGAAGCCGUGGAGACUUUCUGAAAGGCAGACAUUAUGGCUCGUCGAAUGAUUUCUCUUGAUUUUGACACACGCUGAAGAUUUUUUCUCUUGAUUUGUAGAUGUAUAUUUUACCAACUGCAAGAAUACUGUAAUUCCUGUAAGUACCUUAAGACGCUGAAGACGUUAGCAUAAUGCCUUAGCUCUGUGAUUCUCUGUCUGGUUUAUUAACUGUGAGGUUUACAGGUGUUUUUAUUUCUGUCAUACACUGCUGACGCUUGAAGAAUUAAACAAUUUUUUAGAUUUUUCUCCCGAGAAGCGGUGAAUGGCGUGUCUGCUCCAGGAAAUUACACUUUUGCUGUUUAAAAUAGGCGAUUAUUUACUUUGUAGUUACACUGUUUUGCUGUUUUUUUGAGAUUCUCCCUGAUUAGCAGUGUGUUUUUGGUUUUCAAAAGGGGCAUUAAAUGUUUUUUUUAAUUACUUUUUUAGCACAUCCUUUAGAGCACGAAUGUAGGACCAUGUUGCUACUGAAGAGAGGCAUCAUUACGCUCGUAAAAUUCAAUAUUGAAAAUGCAAAACCACUGGGAAAAUCACCACAAUAAGGAGCUGUACAUUGUUUACAUGAUUUUUAAUGCUCGUGUUUAGUCUCUUCCUGUAUCAACACCACGUAUUUUCCUUGCUGGCUUACUUUUCGAAUCAAAAAGAAGGAUUCUUAACUUUUCCUUGCCAAACGUCUUAAACGUUAGACAUUGUUUAAAUGCAGAUGUGAGAUGAAUUGGUGUAAAAUCUGAAAAAAUCUGAUAUGAUUUGGGACAUAUCAGGUUAAAUAUCUCACAGAGCUAUGGAAAUAUUUAUGGAAAUAUUAAAAAAAUACAACUUUACACAUGUCCCACAUCCAAAAUGCCAUCUAAUUUCUUUUUUUUGUUCACCAAAUGAAGAUAAAAGGACAAUGUUGCUCUUAUUUUUACAUCAGAUCAUCUCAUUUUUCUGAUUUAAAGCCAGUUUGGUCAGAUUUAUUCGAUCUCCACAGAAAUCUGCACAACAACGAUGCCAGCUUUUAGGAUUAAGUGUCCCUGGGUGAUGAUAAAUGUUCAGAUUCUAAAAUCAGAAAUGUUAAAUCCUCCUUGAUCUGCAUGAAACGGCAACACUGGGAGAAAGAAACUUUAUCCAGAGUCGUCAACUUGUACAUUUUUCUUCAUAAAUACACCUUUAGCCCCUUUUAGAAACAUUUCACUGGAGGGAGGCCGCUGUAAAUAAAACUCUGGAGGCUCUUUUCCACUUCUGAAAUGCGUCUGACCUCCUGAAACGGCGAGCGCUUGACGGUACACUAGUAAACCAGAGCAAUACUGGAGCGUCGGCGUUCGCAGACUUGCAGUUUAUGAAGACAUUUUUGUUCCUUUUCUUUUGUUUGAAGUAUCCUCUCUGCUGUGAUGUUCAUAUUAAACGUCUCGGCGGCGACACAGUCCAGCACGUUCAGUUUCUUCAGAGUGUGAGUGUUUCAUUAUGCAGAAGUCCGGGCGUUCACACCCUUUAUGCAAGCUGUCGACUCUAACGUUGCUUUUGCCAAUGCUGCUUGUUAAUUUAUGAUUCAUGCCACUGUAAAUAAAUUAUUUUUAUUGAGA
Molecule: messenger RNA, 9922 nt
Organism: Acanthochromis polyacanthus (spiny chromis)
Lineage: Eukaryota; Metazoa; Chordata; Actinopteri; Pomacentridae
Product: nuclear receptor coactivator 2-like
Exons: 23
Coding region: 323-4951 (1542 amino acids)
Biological process (GO): positive regulation of transcription by RNA polymerase II; cellular response to hormone stimulus
Cellular component (GO): nucleus
Molecular function (GO): nuclear receptor binding; protein dimerization activity
Source: RefSeq, a predicted model, not a curated record